Molecule: messenger RNA, 664 nt
Organism: Chrysoperla carnea
Lineage: Eukaryota; Metazoa; Arthropoda; Insecta; Neuroptera; Chrysopidae
Product: transmembrane protein 60
Exons: 2
Coding region: 228-626 (132 amino acids)
Source: RefSeq, a predicted model, not a curated record
AUACCGGGAUCACAUCUAUAUAACAUGCUGUACAAAAACAGCUGUUAAGUGGUGGUUCCAUAACAGAUACAGAGAUAAAAAAUGUACUUGGAAAAAUCAUCAAAUUCAUUGUAAAAAUUAGUGAAAAUGAUUUUUUCAAGGGAGUUUAACUAUGAUGAAAGUUAUGGGAAAUACGUAAAACUAAAAUAAAGAGAGUUCUAGUUGAUAUCUAGAUUGUGUAAACAAUCAUGGCGGUGUUACAUCGUGGUCUGUUCACAUGGUUUAUUAUUGCGGUAUUUUUAAUUCUACUAUGUCUACGAUUAGAAUCACGUACGGAAUGGAAUUGGUUUAUUGUAUUUGUACCGAUGUGGUUGUAUGAUAGUAUACUUUUAAUUUAUGUGCUAUUUCAUUUAAUUUCACAUUGUAAACAUGGGGUAGGUAGUGUGCGUCAAGCCUUACAUUCGCAUAUAUGGUAUAUUGUGGCGGUUAUUUUAAAAAUGAUCGCACAAAUAAUGUUAUGUUUAAAGUUACAAUAUAAACAGUUAAAUAUAUCUGUGUAUGAAGUGAUGAUUCCUGUAUGGAUAUUAUUGCCAAUUAUGGUUGUAGAUGUUACAGUAAAAUUAGUUGUAUCUACGAGAGGUUUUUAAUAAUUUUUUAUAUGAAAAAUAAAUUUUUAAACUACAAA